Molecule: messenger RNA, 2217 nt
Organism: Dromaius novaehollandiae (emu)
Lineage: Eukaryota; Metazoa; Chordata; Aves; Casuariiformes; Dromaiidae
Gene: SRSF4
Product: serine and arginine rich splicing factor 4
Exons: 6
Coding region: 98-1561 (487 amino acids)
Cellular component (GO): nucleus; cytoplasm
Molecular function (GO): mRNA binding
Source: RefSeq, a predicted model, not a curated record
CGCGGCGCCGUGACGUCGCGCCCGGCGCCCCGCCCCUGCCCCGGCGCGCGCGCCCGGCCGGCGCAGCCCCGCCCCCGCGCGCCCGCCGCCGGGCGCCAUGCCGCGGGUCUACAUCGGCCGCCUCAGCUACCAGGCGCGCGAGCGCGACGUGGAGCGCUUCUUCAAGGGCUACGGCAAGAUCCUCGAGGUGGACCUCAAGAACGGGUAUGGCUUUGUUGAGUUUGAUGAUCUGCGCGAUGCAGAUGAUGCUGUUUAUGAGCUAAACGGUAAAGAUCUCUGUGGGGAGAGAGUGAUCGUUGAGCAUGCCAGAGGCCCACGUCGCGACAGCAGUUACGGUUCUGGACGCAGUGGAUAUGGUUAUAGAAGAAGCGGAAGAGAUAAGUACGGUCCUCCUACCCGUACAGAAUACAGAUUGAUUGUGGAAAAUUUGUCAAGCCGCUGCAGUUGGCAGGAUCUUAAGGAUUAUAUGCGUCAGGCAGGGGAAGUGACAUAUGCAGAUGCACACAAAGGAAGGAAAAAUGAAGGUGUGAUUGAGUUCAAAUCCUAUUCUGACAUGAAAAGAGCCCUUGAAAAGCUGGACGGGACAGAAGUAAAUGGCAGAAAGAUUAGAUUAGUGGAAGACAGACCUGGAUCAAGACGGCGCCGCUCUUAUUCCAGAAGCCGAAGCCAUUCAAGGUCUCGCUCUCGAAGCAGACAUUCUCAUAAGAGCAGGAGCCGCAGUGCCAGUAGCAGUCGCUCCAAGAGUAGAUCAAGAUCCAGGUCUGUGUCCCGUUCCAGAAGCAAGAGCCGUAGUCGAAGCAAGAGCCGUAGCAGAGGCCAAAAAGAGAAAAGCAGGACUCCAAGUAAAGAGGAUAAAAGUAGGAGCCGCAGCAGGAGUGCAGAAAAAUCACGGAACAAAAGUAAAGACAAAUCUGAGGGCACUCUCCAUAACAGUGAUGAGAAAGCAAAGAGCAGGAGCUGCAGCAAGGAAAAGAGUAAGAGCAGGAGCAGAAGUGGGAGUAAAGACAGGGGAGAGGAGAGGGAGAGCAUAAGGAGGAGUAGGAGCAAGGAGAAGAGUAGAAGCAAAGACAGGGAGAAGAGCAUUAGCAAGGCUAGAAGCAGGAGCAAGAGCAGGGAUGAGAGUAGGAGCAGGAGCCACAGUAAAGACAAAAGGAAAAGUAGGAAGAGAAGUAGGGAUGACAGCAGAAGUAGAAGCAGGAGCCGCAGCCGAAGCAAGAGUGAGAAAAGCAAGAGGCGCAGCAAGCGAGACAGCAAACCAAGUAGCAAGAAGAAAAGGAAGGACAGUCACGAGCGGUCCAGGUCAGUCUCCAAAGAAAAGGAGCAUCUAAAAUCAUCAGAGUCUGACAAAAAGGAGGCAAAAGGUGAGGGUGAGGAUACAGAUGUGCAUCGGGUGUCUCGCUCCAGAUCUAGAUCAAAUUCCAAGUCAAAACCAAAUAUCAAAUCAGAUUCUCGUUCCAGGUCAAAAUCAGUUUCAAAACCUAGGUCCCGGUCUAAGUCUAGAUCUAGGUCUGCCUCCAGAUCACACUCCCGAUCACGGUCAAGGUCUCGCUCCAAAUCCUAACCUUGCUGCAACCACCCUUGGAACUAUCUGAAAAGUCUUUUGUACAUGUUUGGUAGUUGUAGCACAAGUGAUUGAAGUAGAACACAUGUCAAUGCUGUAUAUUUUUAACAACCCUGAUGGUGUGUCUACCGCUGUUAACUGCAGUGCUCGCUCCCUGUAAUGCUCUCUGGCGCAAGGCCAUUCAGCCCAUUUGCUGUCUUAUAGAAAGGUUCUCUUUAAAUAUAAUUCUUCCUAGAGCACUGAAAUUGUCCUGUUUUCCAAGAACAGCAGUACAGAGAGUGAGCACUGCAUUUUGGGUUUAUAAGAUUGGAAUGAUGACUGAUAGGUAGGUAUGAUGGCUUCAACAAUCUUUGCCCUUGAAUUGAUGCCCUUUGAUGUUAUGCCAUUUAGUGGAAGUGCAAAGUCUUAAGUUUCAUACUACUUUUGUUUCAUAUUUUUGGACUUACAGAGUUGUGAAUAGCACUGUCAAAAGGAAAAAAAGAAAUAGAUACUUGCAGUAAUCCAUAGGGAUAAAGAAGUAGAGUUCCAUAUUCUGGUAUUGUGACAAUAUCCUUGUUUUAUAUUAAAUUUUUUUAUUUUAUUUUUCCCCGUCUUGCAAAGUACAGUGAUACCUGUUUCCAUGAAAUUUGAAUAAAGACUAUUUUUGCUUGACGACA